CCUCCAUCUUGACCUCAGGCUUCCCUUCUUCUACAUUACCCAACCUAUACACAAUGGCAGACCGUCUUAACCAAGUUGCAAACCACCUCGACCCAAAGAACUACUCAUCCAAGGGUGGUCUCCUUGCUGGCCAAGUGGCCAUCAUCACCGGUUCGGGACAAGGUAUCGGUGCCUCGGCUGCAAAGUUGUUUGCCGGUGAAGGUGCCAAAGUCGUUGUCAGUGACAUUGAUGCUGCCAAGGCUGAAGGUGUCGUGAAAGAGAUCAAGGCUACGGGCGGUGAAGCUGUCGCUAUCUGUGGCGAUAUCAUGGAUGCUGAGUUCCCCAAGAAGUUGGUGGACGCUACCGUCCAGAAGUAUGGUCAGCUCAAUGUCAUCAUCAACAACGCUGGUUUCACCUACGAUGGUGUGAUCCACAAGAUGUCCGACAAGCAAUGGGACACCAUGCUCGCCGUCCACGGCACAGGUCCCUUCCGUCUCGUACGUGCCGCUGCACCUUAUCUGCGCAAGAAGGAUGGUGCCAACAAGUGCAUCAUCAACAUCUCCUCCACCUCCGGUCUCCACGGUAACGCGGGUCAAAUCAACUACGCUUUUGCCAAGGCUGGUGUUGAAGGAUUCACCAAGACUAUUGCCAAGGAGUGGGGUAUGUUUGGUGUGCGUUCAUGCACAGUGGCCUUUGGUUACAUUGAGACACGAUUGACUGCCGACAAGGGAGAUGGUGCUGUGAUGAUGGUGGAUGGUAAGGCUGUCCCUCUCGGUAUUCCAGGCCGUGGAAAGGGAGCCGUGAGCGUCAAUGCCGUUGCUGAUAUUCCAUUGCAACGUCCUGGACAGGCACAUGAAGCAGCUGCCAGUAUCUUGCUCAUGGCUUGCCCACUCGCUUCAUACAUCAACGGUAUCACGCUUCCCGUUACGGGUGGUCGUGGUAUCUAGGCUCACUUUCUAGUCUUCAUAUCCUUGGUAGCAGAAUGGUUUGUCUGCACAUGAAUUCUAUCUACUUUGACUUGUAUCAAGUAUCAAAAACGGACAGACCUGGUACAGAAGGUACGUCUAGUGGUGGACAUGGUCGGGAGCAGUAUCCAACUCGAACCAAUCGCCCUCAUCGCUCUUUGCAGCACUUCCCGAUGAUCCAGCCGAUGCCUCACCACCAGCCUCAGAG
Protomyces lactucae-debilis is the source of this 1152-nucleotide messenger RNA. RefSeq lists its product as uncharacterized. The record is from RefSeq and is a predicted model, not a curated record. NCBI's taxonomy places the organism in Eukaryota, Fungi, Ascomycota, Taphrinomycetes, Taphrinales, Protomycetaceae. Gene Ontology annotation, molecular function: oxidoreductase activity, acting on the CH-OH group of donors, NAD or NADP as acceptor. The transcript has 2 exons. Bases 54 to 926 code for a protein of 290 amino acids.